UCUCUAUGGCAACCAGCAGGCCUUGGCCCAGUUGCCAGGUUCCCAGCGGCCGUCUAGCCGGCCGCGCCUGCACAAAGACCGCGCGGUGACCGCGCAGCGCAGCGCGGCGACCCGGCCAAGCCAGCCCCGCGGGAAUUGCCACCCCCGCCGCCGCUACCCGGGAAGCAGUUCCGGCGGCCUCCGUGACGUGCAGGCCGGGCGCGGCCUCGACCCUCGGGCCAUCUUGGCAGCGGAGGGAGCGGCAGAGCGACAGGUACAAGCGCUGCCCGGCCCGGGCCAGCCCAGGUGCCGCCGCCUUUGUUCACGCGCGGGUGGUCGCAUGGCACCCGUGGGCAGUGCCUGCAUCCGCAGCCCGAGCUCUGGCAGGUGCAUCCCGCAAAGUCUGGGAAGCGCAGGUCCGAGCAUCUUGUAAGGCCUGGGCAGGUCCAGCCUAUGCAUCCUACAAGGGCUGAGCAGCUCCAGCUCGAGCAUCCUUCAAGGCCUGGACAGGUCCAGCCAGCUCCCGACGUCUUGACCCUGCUAAGCUUGCAGAAAGGAACAGCGUCCAGGACGGGACCAGCGUUCCCAGGCUUGCUUCAGCACCCAAGGCCUUUCGCUCUGUUUCUCCAGGUACCUGUGGCUUGAUUUUGGCCAGCAUGGUCCAACCUCAGACCUCCAAAGCCGAAAGCCCAGCCUCUGCCCCUGGUGCCAGCGCUCAGAUGGAUGAUGUAGUUGACACCCUGACCUCCCUGCGCCUCACCAACUCUGCGCUGAGGCGCGAGGCCUCCACCCUGAGGGCGGAGAAGGCCAACCUCACCAACAUGCUGGAGAGUGUCAUGGCCGAGCUAACUCUGCUGCGCACGCGGGCGCGCAUCCCUGGCGCUUUGCAGAUCACUCCACCUAUCUCUGCCAUCACCUCCAAUGGGACCCGACCCAUGACCACGCCACCCACCUCACUGCCUGAACCCUUCUCGGGAGACCCUGGACAGUUGGCAGGGUUCCUGAUGCAGAUGGACAGGUUCAUGAUCUUUCAAGCCUCCCGAUUCCCCGGUGAAGCCGAGAGAGUGGCCUUCCUGGUCUCCCGUCUGACUGGGGAAGCGGAGAAGUGGGCCAUUCCCCACAUGCAACCAGACAGCCCUUUGCGAAACAAUUACCAGGGGUUUCUGGCUGAGCUACGCAGAACCUACAAGUCCCCGCUGAGGCACUCACGGCGAGCACAAAUCCGGAAGACAUCUGCGUCCAAUAGGGCCGUGCGGGAGCGGGAGCGGGAGAGGCAGAUGUUGUGUCGUCAACUGGCCACAGCUGGCACAGGAGCCUGCCCGGUGCAUCCAGCCUCCAACGGGGCCAGUCCUGCACCAGCCUUGCCCUCUCGACGCCAGAACCUUUAGGGACCUGUCACCACCCUGGUAGUCUGUGUCCACCCAGGUAGCUAGACUCCGAUGUUGAGAAGAGUGGUCAAUACAGUAGCAUUGGUCUGUUUGAGGCACCCUUCACGCCUCUCUGGUCUACAGGAGGCCAUCCUGCCAUCUGCAAUGGUCACCCACCCUGCUGUGCGUUUCUUUUUUGCUAGGUUUAUCUGUAACUCAGUGCAUGCUCUCCCUUCUGUUGCUUGCAAUCCCAGCUUGUCUAGCAGUCACAACCCAGCCCCUUGGGCACAUGCCUGUCCAGGAACCAUUUAGGCUGACCACCUCUGGGAGCAUGGCUAUUCAGCUCUGGAGCACUUCCUACCGGCGCCUUGGGAGUUCCCUUCCUGAGCAUUCCGGAUCGGAUGGAGAGAAGAAGCCAGCUUGGCCUGGCAGGUGGCUGGCUGUUGUAUACCCGAACCAGCCUUUCCAUAUCUGGUCACUUCACAAGGUGGCCAGGUGGCCGCUCUGCAUCCCAGGGAUACUGGUCUCUGUUGGGGGGAGCCUGCAUUCCAGCGUACUCCACUGCUGUUACUGGAAAGGUCUCUUCCUUCAUAGACAUCCCACCUCUCUCGUCUGCGGGAGACUCCUUCACACCUACCUGCCAGCGUUCUGAUGGCAUUAAGGAAAUGCAGCAUUCAUCUGCCAAGUUAAUGGUGGACCUGGGACCCUGCACAGUUCCAUCAGGCUGCCACAGGCAACAGAUCCCUAACAUUCAUGCCUCAGCUCUAGCCAACUGAGGGAGACCUUGGGGACCCCAUUUGCUGCCUGGAGUUCCUGGGAAAGGCUCACAGGUGUCCCCUCAUUCCUGCCCAUGUGGCUCCAUGGUGGGCCUUGUCACAGACUCUUCCCCUUUCCACCCAGGUGCCAUGGCUUUCACCUCAACCUUUCAGCCACCCACACUGUCUCUAGGGGUCCAAGGGACCUACACAACGUACCCCUAUGUUCCUGGGCCUAACUUCCAGCCUUCGUCUGAGAACAAAAGACUGACUGGGGCCGGUCCCUCCGGGAGACACAGAGCAUCUUUAGUAGGGCGUGUUGGCUUCUUGCUGCCCCAGUCUGAAGAACUGUGGACGAGUGGCUACCUGCUUCAGUUCUCAUGUGGACACACGUUCCAGUUCUGAGGAGCAAAGCAUCACAGGAGGGUGACCUCGUGAUCAGCCUCAGCUUCAGCCUCUGGACAGUGACGUUAUCUGUCAUUUCAAUGCCAAAUGAACUGUGUUUACAUGCCUACCUGGCUCCUUGCGGGAGAUGGGUGCCUCUCCUGGGUUUUCCUGCCCUCCUCUGCAUGGUCUUGGCUUGACCACAAGAAAACAACAACAAAAACAGCCUCUGCACCCACGGAAAGACAUCUCUCUCCUCUUGGGAGCUCAGAGGCUGGGGCUUGGGACCUGGCCUCUUCCAGAGACUUCCUCUGUCACUGGGGAAAGUGACUGAUUCUAACCAACACAGCCACCUUUGCGAGGCCUGGAGUCUUCGAUGCUUGCUGGGCUCCCAGCCCACAGCCACCUGCUUCUUGUUAACUCUGUUAGCCUAGCAGCCUCACUGAACAGCAAGGCUCCCUGCCGGCACCAUGGUGCUAUAAGCAGGUGGAAGACUCCCUGGAUUCCAUUGAGAGUACUCACCUGUCCCCAGCAGCCGAGUCUCACGCAUGACCUUCCGGUAGAGGGGUCCCCAGGUGAAGCUACAGGUGCACCAGAAAAAUGGGGGGUAGGGAGGCAGGCGACAACUGGAAGGUUUCUUUGUGGCCUUCCAAGUUGAGGUUAGAGACCCACCCACAGGGGAGGCAGGUCACCUGCCCUGGCUCCUCCGACCACUGGGUCUGGCUGUAGUCGUAUCAGGUUCUGCUUCAGCACUCUGAGUAGAUACCGGAGUCCAAGCCACCUGAGUCAGAGCCACGCAGGCUGCCUGUCCCCAGGUGUGGUUUCACUACUUUCCUUUGCAUGCAGUCUGUCCCACCUGGGCCGCCCUGCCUCAGUGGGUCCCUACUGCUGCUCUGGUGGUAGUGGCUUGGAGAUUGCUUUGUCUCUUGAUGCUCACGGUUAUGGGCACUGGGUGGUGGUGCCAUGUGUUUAGGGCCAUCUCAAUAGCUCUUGGUGCUUGGAGCCUGGAGCACGUGAGAGGGCUGAGGCUUGCCCUUACUUUGGACCUGGAGAAGCCACAUAGGAUCUGUUGUUGAGGAGCCCAUCGUGACACUCUUCGGGAGCAUGGUUAGUCCCCAUCCAAAAUGACAAAAUGCAGGGCCCAUGCAGCUCCAGAGGGAGACUGUGAUAACUGGCCUCAAAGCUGGGGAAGCGGGGGAGGGGAGGCUUUGUACAUAUCUUGAGGUUCUAGUUUCUUGAGCUCAGAAGAGAACAGGGAGAGGGGAAUGGAGGAGUUGGCGUCUGAAGGAGUUGUGUGGCUCCACGCUGAUGGUCGUGCCAGUACUGUGCCCGAUCUCCAGACUGUGACACCCAUCUGGUAAGCAGGGCUUCGCUGUAUUCAGCGUCUGAUUGACAGGGGGACCUGGCAUUUGGGUGACUUCCCGGCCCAGUGUUUACUGUGACCUUGGGAUUAUCUCCAUGUCCCAAAGCAUUCAGUGACUUUAAGGAAACAGCAAAGACGCAUCUCCUUAUUACCAGCUGAGUAAGUGACAAGGUGUGCAUGCUGUGGAUGAGUACAUCGGGCUUGGCCUGAGACAGGUGCCUGUUGCAGAGGGCAGCCAUACUGGAUGAGCAUGCCCUGAGCACGAGCUUACAGGGGAGCAAACGGCGGUGGAAAAGCUGGCCUGGGCACAGGGUGACUUAGGGAACAAGCCUGGGCUUUGCUGGAACACCCUGGGGACAGGUGAGAGGUGUCCCUCAGGAGCUUUGCUAGGACACCAUGAAAUGAGGCUUGGGUUAGGAAGCAAGAACUGGAGCUUGGGCUGGCAGGCAAGCCUUCAGUGUCUGUGAGGUCCUCACCUUUGACAUCUCUCUAGGACUGCAUGUUGGACUUGGUGGCAGCCGGUCCAGCACAGAGGGUAGAGCUAAAGAGAAGAGUCACCACCCAGUGCCAUCAACAGCUGGACCAGGGCUUCCCUCCUCCACAGCAGCAUGCCAGGAAAUUUGGGGGACCAGGGAGGGGAAAGAGAAUGACUGCUGCUGUCCUCUGCUCCACUGACAGGCCUGACCAGUUUGUAAGAGCUCCUUAUGUAAUUAAAGAUACUAACCUAGUG
This is a messenger RNA of Apodemus sylvaticus (European woodmouse), 4578 nucleotides long. It is a transcript of the gene Rtl6, whose product is annotated as retrotransposon Gag like 6. NCBI's taxonomy places the organism in Eukaryota, Metazoa, Chordata, Mammalia, Rodentia, Muridae. Bases 636 to 1367 code for a protein of 243 amino acids. The record is from RefSeq and is a predicted model, not a curated record. The transcript has 2 exons.